Molecule: messenger RNA, 810 nt
Organism: Trichoderma virens Gv29-8
Lineage: Eukaryota; Fungi; Ascomycota; Sordariomycetes; Hypocreales; Hypocreaceae
Exons: 3
Coding region: 1-810 (269 amino acids)
Source: RefSeq, a predicted model, not a curated record
AUGAUCCCAGCUUCGGUCGACUGCCGGCUGGUCCCCUGUCCAACUAUCGCCGCGCUGUUCUUGGAUUUUGCGAGAAUCCGUCCCUGGAAUCUUUUCAGAGAACAAGCGCCUUCCGUUUCUCCCCCUUUGCGAGUGAAUUCUUUCUCUAGAAUCCCGUCUCUCUUGUACGAGGUGCCGCUCUAUUUUGGCGCAAUGUCCUUGGAUUUGCUUUUGAAUCGUGUGUCCUGGGAGUACCAACGGAUCUCUGUUGCUCACAAUCCUCGGGAGUUCAUACCCUUUGGCUUCCGCCUUCAAUAUCUAAGCUACAAGAUUGGAACUCGUGAAGGCCAUCCGGCUGAUCGAUGGCAUGGCAACGAUAGGGUACUGCAACGAGCAUACCACUACAGGAACAGCCCGCAGCAAAAUGCCUUAACUGUCAGGCCGAAUGUCGUGUACUACAAUGACCCCAAAACGAACGUUCACAUCGCUCGUGUCACGGAAGGCGCCGUGCGUGUUAUUUUCAAGGAGAAGUCGUUCAAAGGGUGGUGCUUACAGCAUGCCCUUAUCUUAGGGAUGGACAUCAUUCAUGACGAACGGGGGGAUUGGCGGCGAAAACCCUGGUGUCGCCUCGUGGAGCUUGAGCCAUGGAUGCAGCUCGACGAGUUCAAAUAUGAAUUUGACUGGAAGGAAGGAGAGAGUAGCAAGAUUAAAUGUUCGUCGCACGACGCCUUGUUGCUGGCAAAGAUUGUCAUGCUGCCGGGUGAUGAGCUGUAUACCGUUCAGCUGAAUGCUGCUUACAUGAAUGAGCUGACAUAUUGGUGGCCAUGGUGA